CUCGAUUUUCUCUUAAGGGUGCAAAAAUCCACUGUGUAAUACUUUGGCCAUUUUUUCUUUUUUUCCCUUUCUGUCUGCAACCAACAACCCCAAGGCCAUUUCCCUAAACCCAGAAGCCCCUCCUCAAGCCUCGUCACAGCUCUCUCCAACCUCUCCCCUCCCUUCCUCUCAACCACCACUUCCCUUAUCGAUAUCAACACCACCUCCUAUCAUCGUCACUAAAGCUUGUCUCCAGCCUACUUGCCGUAGGCGUCGCUAAACCCAGCAUUGCUCGCUGCUAGGUUUGUUUCGGUUAGUUGUGAAAUUUCUUUCCCUCCUCCUUUUCUUCACCAUUUCGCCAACGAAUAUUCAUCCGAGAAUUGUAGGAGCCUCAUCAUGGAAAAGCUUCCUCCGACCCCUCCCAAGCCCCCUCCCCCUUCGGGUUCAACUCUCCCGGCAUCACUCCCCCCUAGACCCCCACCUGCCCAGACUCCUGUCCGUAGAUCAAUUAGUGCUGCUGUUCCCCCAGCCCUUCCGAUGGCCCCUAGACCGAAGAAGUUUCCUGCACAAGGCAUUGGCCGUGGCGCGAGUACAGGCUCGACUCCUCCUCCGGCAGGGCUCCAAGGACACGCUAGUCUUCCCUUGAAACCUGGUAUCCCUGGAACGCCGCUACCGAGGGAGACAGCUGCCAUCGUCUUGGCUGGAGGCAGAGAAGAGGAGGAAUAUUCGGCGCCCAAGAGACCUUAUCAGCCUGUUAACAUAGAGCCCGACCCAUCACCUCCUACCGUUGGUCGCAACGAGUUGGCUACAUCACAGUCGCGUAUUAUGUCGCCGUCUGAUGGCGUGCAACGGAUACAAACUCCUCCUACUGCCACCGGGGCCUCUUUUUCUCCAGAGCAGUCCGCAGCAUAUUUCCCACUAGGAUCGUCCUUGGUAACCUUACCUCCGCAAUCUCCAUCUCAACAGACCGCGCUUCCUGGCUCAGUUAUUGAAUCGAACGGUCAGACCACCCAAACCGAAAAUGAGGGUUCCCCUCAGGCCGAAGUCGAGCAUGGACCAAUUCCGAAUGGUGGGCGGUCUGAGUUCCUAUUUUCAAACGGCCACAAAUCGGAUAUUCCUGAUCAGGCUUUUUCUCAACACUCAAG
This is a messenger RNA of Tuber aestivum (summer truffle), 1124 nucleotides long. The record is from the annotation of a GenBank genome assembly. Lineage: Eukaryota; Fungi; Ascomycota; Pezizomycetes; Pezizales; Tuberaceae.